Molecule: messenger RNA, 1133 nt
Organism: Pteropus alecto (black flying fox)
Lineage: Eukaryota; Metazoa; Chordata; Mammalia; Chiroptera; Pteropodidae
Gene: GPR55
Product: G protein-coupled receptor 55
Exons: 1
Coding region: 1-960 (319 amino acids)
Biological process (GO): phospholipase C-activating G protein-coupled receptor signaling pathway; positive regulation of Rho protein signal transduction
Cellular component (GO): membrane
Molecular function (GO): G protein-coupled receptor activity
Source: RefSeq, a predicted model, not a curated record
AUGAGUCAGCUCAACGAAAGCAAGAACUGCUCCUUCCAUGACGUGGAUGAGCUGAUGAAAAUCAUGCGGCUGGCGACCCACAUCCCCACCUUCCUCCUGGGCCUGCUUCUCAACCUGCUGGCCAUCCGAGGCUUCCACACCUUCCUGAAGAGGAGGUGGUCGGAGUAUUCCGCCACCUCCAUCUACAUGAUCAACCUGGCAGUCUUCGACCUGCUGCUGGUGCUCUCCCUCCCGUUCAAGAUGGUCCUGGACCACGUGCGGACUCCCUUCCCAUCCCUCUGUACCUUGGCGGAGUGUGUCUACUUUAUCAGCAUGUACGGCAGCGUCUUCACGAUCUGCUUCAUUAGCCUGGACAGGUUCUUGGCCAUCCAGUACCCGUUCCUGGUCAGCCACUGCCGGUCCCCCAGGAAGAUCUUCGGGAUCUGCUGCGCCAUCUGGGUCCUGGUGUGGGCCGGGAGUAUCCCCAUUUACAACUUCCACGGGAAAGUAGAAAAGUACACGUGCUUCCACAACAUGUCCGACGGCACCUGGAGCGCCAAGGUCUUCAUCCCCUUCGAGGUAUUUGGCUUUCUUCUUCCCAUGGGUGUCAUAGGUUUCUGCUCCUUCAGGAGCAUUUACAUUCUGGUCAGCCGUUGGAACCACACCCAGGAGUGGAUCCAGCAGAGGGCCUGCAUCUGGACGAUAGCGUCCAGUCUGGCUGUCUUUGUGGUCUCUUUUCUUCCGGUCCAUCUGGGUUUCUUCUUGCAGUUCCUGGUGAGGAACGGCUUUAUCGUGGAGUGCAGAGCUAGGCAGAACAUCAGCUUGUUCUUGCAGUUGUCCCUGUGUUUCUCCAAUAUCAACUGCUGCCUGGAUGUUUUCUGCUACUACUUUGUCAUCAAAGAGUUUCGUAUGGGCAUCAUGGCCCAUCAGCGUUCCAGAGGCCAGACGUCCCUCCAGGAUUCGGUGACUACCAGGGGCUAAGGGAAGAAAGCUCUGCUCAGAGGAAGGAAACCUUAGCCCCGAUUCCAGUAGCAGACAACCUGUUCCAGGAUUUCGAUGUGGAGGGAUGAUACGUGGUACAAUGACCGUUGAAUUGUCCUUUCAGAUGCUCAUUGAACGCUGUCUUUGUUCAUUAUGCCCCGAAGACCUUUUGC